AUGGUCAUCAAACAGGAGGAGAGUGUAGUGACCAACGGCUGGAAAUUGGUUCCAACACAGGCUGCUUCGCCAGCGGACAAGGACGGACAUCGUCCAAUGGAGAUCGACCAGCAGGUCACAUUCAACAUGGGAUGCCUGCCCAUCGAGCGACAUGGUCACACGACAUGCCUAUACAAGAAUAUCCUGAUACUGUUUGGCGGUACGCCCGACGGAUCGUCCGGCCUCAACGACCUGUUCUUCCUCUACCUCGACUCGCUGCAAUGGGUCGAGGUCAAGACCAAGGGUUUCGCCCCCAUGGGUCGCUACCGCCACAGCGCCAUCAUCAUCGAGGAUAAGAUGUACGUGUUUGGCGGCUAUAGGUCAAAGUGUCUGAACGAUCUCCACGUGUUGGACCUCAAGACGAUGACGUGGUCCGAGCCACAACAGAAGGGCGACCCACCCUCAGCGCGCUCUUCACAUUCAGUCUGCAUGGUUGGCAAGCGUAUGAUACUGUUUGGUGGCAGUGGCGCACGCUACUCCAACGAGCUGUUCUCACUUGACACAAUUACAAUGCGCUGGCGCAAGCAUGACAUCCUGGGCACGCCACCCAGUGAGCGAUGGUGUCACACCAUGUGUAGCUUUGGCAAGAAGAUCUUUGUCUUUGGCGGAUCCAACGACAAGAGAAAGGAUAACAAAGUAUAUAUAUUAGAUACAGACACAUUGGAAUGGUCACAACCACCAACAUCAGGAGUCUGUCCCAGCCCAAGACAACUACAUACAGCUGUAUCAAUUGGAGAGAUAUGUAUUGCCACUUGUGUUGCCAUGUGUUUCCACCUGUUGCCAGGUGUUACCACUCAUCGGAAACUAACAUCCAAUCCCACUUCAAUAGGAACAAUGAGAUGGGAAUCACCAAAGAUAGAGUCUAAUGUUACACCUUGCUGUAGACAGUUGCAUAGCGCAUGGGUAUACAAUGGCAAGAUGUAUAUAUUGGGCGGAUACUCAAAGAGCAAGCGAAUGAUCGAUCUACAUAGCUUUGCCCCGGAGCAGACAGUCUCAAGUCUGCGGGAUCUCUGUGUGGAGAAGGUGAUUGAGGACAUUGGUCGCUACUCCGAGCUGCUACGCUAUCUGCCCGAGGAGCUACUCUACGCCAUCUACCUGCGUCUGGUUCAGUCUGGCAAGCAGAUACCUACUCAAUUGGAAAAGAUGAUCAAGGAAUCUGAUUGGGCCGAGUACGCACUAAUGAAUGCUACGACCAAUAACCUCGGCACAAUAGAAGAGACGUUCCAAUAUAAUUAA
Messenger RNA from Acytostelium subglobosum LB1, 1275 nucleotides. RefSeq lists its product as hypothetical. Gene Ontology annotation, molecular function: protein binding. The transcript is spliced from 3 exons. Lineage: Eukaryota; Evosea; Eumycetozoa; Acytosteliales; Acytosteliaceae. The record is from RefSeq and is a predicted model, not a curated record. The coding region runs from base 1 to 1275 and encodes 424 amino acids.